Molecule: messenger RNA, 1302 nt
Organism: Caenorhabditis remanei
Lineage: Eukaryota; Metazoa; Nematoda; Chromadorea; Rhabditida; Rhabditidae
Exons: 8
Coding region: 1-1302 (433 amino acids)
Biological process (GO): phosphatidylinositol metabolic process
Molecular function (GO): phosphatidylinositol kinase activity
Source: RefSeq, a predicted model, not a curated record
AUGUCGACGAAAAAGAAGACAAAGAUGGUGACAAAAAAGGGGAAAGGCAAGGUUCUGGUGCCGAAAUGGAAGCUUUUCCGUGCCAAAGAGCCCCUUUUGUCCGUUUUCAUGUGGGGAAUCAAUCAUACCGUCGACCAGUUGUUGCACGUCCCACCGCCCGGAUUGUUGAUGCCAGAUGACUUUAAGGCGUAUUCAAAAGUGAAGAUCGACAAUCACAAUUUCAACAAAGACAUCAUGCCGAGUCACUAUAAAGUGAAGGAGUACUGUCCCAACGUGUUCCGGAAUCUUCGAGAACAAUUCGGUGUCGAUUCGUUUGAAUAUUUACGUAGUUUGACGAGUUACGAACCGGAACCCGAUUUGUUGGACGGAUCCGCUAAAGACUCGACACCGAGAUUCUUUAUAUCGUAUGAUAAGCGGUUUGUUAUUAAGUCAAUGGAUUCGGAAGCGGUUGCGGAACUCCAUUCAGUCCUCCGUAACUAUCAUCAAUAUGUCGUCGAGAAGCAAGGAAAGACCCUCCUGCCCCAAUAUCUCGGAUUGUAUCGACUAACAAUCGACGGUUCGGAGACGUAUCUAAUCGUGAUGCGUAACGUGUUCGGUCGUAAAUACGGUGUCCACACGAAAUUCGAUUUGAAGGGAUCUACAGUAUCCCGUGCGGCGUCGGAUAAAGAAAAAGCGAAAGAUUUGCCAACUUUGAAAGAUAACGACUUUUUGGAACAAAAUUGGAAAUUGAAUUUGCCGCCGGAGGCCGGAAAACAAUUGUUGGAUAUGUUGUCGAGUGAUACCGAGUGGUUGACUCGAAUGCAUUUGAUGGAUUACUCGCUGCUUGUUGGAAUCCACGAUUGCGAACGUGCCGCGCAGGAAGCCGCGAAUCGUCCCGUCGAGCAGAAUUCCGAAGAAUCCGGUGACGAGCUGGCUCCGACGCCUCCAGAUUCACCGAUUCCAUCGACUGGUGGAGCGUUUCCAGGAGUAUCCGGGGGACCCGAUUUGGACGAUGAAUUCUAUGCGAUUGCGAGUCCAGGAGACUUUGAAAAGAACCUGAUAUACUUCAUCGGACUCGUCGACAUCCUCACCUACUACGGUAUCAAGAAGCGCAGUGCCACCGCCGCGAAAACUGUGAAAUAUGGAUCGGACGCCGAGAAUAUUAGCACUGUUAAGCCGGAACAGUACGCCAAACGUCUCGUCGAAUUCAUUCGAAAGGGAGAUAUUCAAGUUCGAUGGAAUUCGAAAGAUAUUGUCGGAUUCUGGAGCGAUCAAAAUGUGACUGAAGAUGCUGUGACCAUAGAAUUUGGUAUCAGGAAAUGA